GGACCACCAGGGAGCGGAGCGGAGCCAGGCGGCCGCCUCAGAAAAAGAAGAACUGGAAAACACCAAGGUCAACGCUCCACUGGCUUCUGCCUCCGAUCCAGCACCCCCUUCCUUACCCAACAGAUGGUAUCUCCAGCAAGUAAGGAUGCCACAGAAGAUAUGCAGAAAGUGGCCAGUGCCUCAGAGGCUCAGGCUCUGGUGGAACAGGAGUUGCUGCCAGCAGGCCAGGCCCAGGUUCUCAGUGAGAUGUCCAAGUACCAAGUUCCACAAAGAUCUGGAGACAUGGUUAUGAUCCAGUCUGAGCAUACUGGAGCUAUCGAUGUUCUUUCAGCUGAUUUGGAAUCUGCAGAUCUUUUGGGGGACCACAGGAAAGUUUCUCCACCUCUGAUGGCGCCUCCGUGCAUCUGGACCUUUGCCAAAGUGAAGGAAUUCAAAAGCAAGCUAGGCAAAGAGAAGAACAGCCGUCUGGUGGUGAAGCGGGGAGAAGUAGUGACCAUACGGGUACCGACGCAUCCAGAGGGAAAGCGCGUCUGCUGGGAAUUUGCAACUGAUGACUAUGACAUUGGUUUUGGGGUUUAUUUUGACUGGACCCCUGUAACCAGCACUGAUAUAACGGUGCAGGUCAGUGACUCCAGUGAGGAUGAGGAUGAAGAAGAGGAAGAGGAAGAGGAGAUCGAAGAACCUGUUCCUGUGGGAGAUGUGGAGAGAGGCUCCAGGAGUUCCCUGCGGGGUCGCUAUGGGGAGGUCAUGCCUGUGUACCGGCGGGAUAGCCACCGAGAUGUGCAGGCUGGCAGCCAUGACUACCCUGGGGAAGGCAUCUACCUGCUCAAGUUUGACAACUCGUACUCCCUGCUGCGCAACAAGACUCUCUACUUUCACAUCUACUACACUAGCUGAAGGAUGCUGGGAUGGGGCAGGCUGUAAGUACUGGCUGAAGCAGGCUGCCAGCUGGUGCCUCUUGUGGAUAAGCAAGAGCCUAAAGUUCUGUGUGAGGUUCCUGAACCUCGUGCCCUGCCUGGCAUGCCUGACUGUUGACCCCAUGUAGCUUUUCCCUUCUUGGCUUCUGCAGGUGGUGGUGUAGUGCUCCUGUUCUGUGGUUCCCGACUCAUGCUCUCGUUGCUUCAGAUUCCAGCAAAAACCCUCUCUGAAGGCACCUAUGAAGCAAAAGUCUCAAAGGAGGUAGAGGCUGUCUUUUAAAAAUCGAUUUGCCCUGGUAAGGUUUAUCAUUCAGGUUGCUGCUUGCUCUUCUCUAGAGCCUCUAAUGCCAAUGUACUUUAGUAGCGCCUGCCCUCUUUACUUUCUGAGGUGCCAGAAGAGGGAAAAGCACAUUGUCCAUGGAAGAGCUCAAUAUUUUGGAUGGAGAAUGCUCUGUCCAGCCUCUCACCACUGCCAUAUUCCUGCCUGCUGGGUAUUCUUAGUCUCUAGCUCAGGCUGGGAGACCUCACUGCCUUGAAUGGAUAUUAUUGCUGAUGGUUAGACUCCUCUUUUUUCUUUCCUAAGUCUGUGUUUUUGCCAUAUAGCAAGAACUUUCAUGCAAUCCCAAGUGAUAAUCAUUGUAACCUAGGAUCUUCUGAGAAGAGCCAGCCUCCCAUCACUUCUGUUUCUAGAGCUAGUUUCCCUUACCAAGGGUGCUGGUAGUUGAAGAAAGGGUGGAAAUUAGGUACUGAAUUGGUCUUAGAACCCACCCUUUGGAAAGUCAAGUUUUAGUCCUCCCAUCUUAUUGUUAGAAGUGUUAUUUAGGAAGUUUGCUUUGGAACCAAAUACAGUAAAACCCAAUCAGGUUUCCAGUGUUUCUGAAUUUAUGUUUUUUACAUUGAGAACUUAAAGCUUUUGGUGUUCAUAGUCCCUUUUAGGAAAAGUAAUCAAUCACUGUUGCUGCUCACUGUGUGUGUUCUAUACCUGACCAAAGCUUGCAUUCCCCCAUGACAGCCUUUCUCACUCUGUUCACCCCUAGGCUCUGGAAUGCUGCAGAGUGUAGCUGCUGUAGUUGUGCCUUGGCGGCCACCAGAGCACCAGGUGCUAAGGCCUCAGGCUGAGAGGGAGAACAAAUGAGGCCCAGACCUCAGCAGCUGUCUGUACCUCCUUGUUUCUUAUUCUUGUGUUGUCUGUUAGUCUUCUAAAUUUUGAAUCAUUAGGUUUAUUUAUUACUUUAUUUAUGUUUUUAAAGCACAUUUCAUUUUGCCUUUGAAACGGUUUCCAUCUGUUUCGCAUAAGGCUUCCCAUCUGCUCUGAGCCACUAAGGCCACCUCUUUUCCGGAGUUAAAGAUGAUUUUAGGAGGACUUGGAAAAGAACGUGUUCAUUUCUACACGCCAGCCCUGGAAUGCUUUGGGAGGAGUCUCCCCUGUCAGAGAUGGAUAACUCUAACCUAGUCCGUGUUUAGGUAUAGUGCCCCAUUCCCAGUGAGGAUAAGAUGUGAUAGGUCUGCCCAUUUGCUGGGGAUCGAUUGUAAGGAACUGACUAGCCAGUCAGUGACUAGCCAAGCACCAUGGUUCUUGGAUUUCAAAGACCUUUGCCUCCUCUGCCACCUUGUUCAUGAUGCUUCCUUUGACUCAUUCCUUUUGGUUGCCACACACACACCUCUCUGCUCUGUAGGAGUGCUCACUCAAAAGGCACGGUCCUGCCAGUACGUCUGUGGUAGCAGCACUGCCAGCACCUCUGUCAUCCUGGAAGCAAAGCCCAGGUUGUAAGAACUGCAUUAGCCUUCCAGUCUCUAACCAGCACCGUACCUCCGUUAUCUCGUCAGUGCAGAUUUGUUUUGUAGGGGAUUAUACUGGCAAAGAUCUACAUACCUUAAGAGAAAUUAUUUUAGUAACUAUUUGGGCAGUAAACCACAAACGCUGAGUAUCAGCCCAUUAGACAGUGGCUACUGAGUAAUCACUCCUUCCCCAUUGGAGUUGAAUCAUGCCUUCACUAAAUAUUCUAAUCUUUGCAAAACAAAAACAAAAACUCUACUGAGCUAUUUUCAACUCAGUGGAAGCCUUAUUUUUCCUGUUUAUUACCAACUUCUAACUUCCUCUUAAAAUGUAGCUAUCAGGCCAUACAUAGCAAGUUUCCUGGGUAUAGCACAUUAUUUGGGCUUUAUUUUGUUGGUGUGAUGAGAUCUCUGCUUAUUUUCUUUGGAGUCCUAGUUUUGUUGUACCAGGGCCAUCUGAGGGACUGGUUCUCCUCACCUGUGUGUGCCUGUUGCUGUCUGGUCAUUCAGUUACAUUUCAUUCCUUGCUAGUUUUUCCUUAACAGGGUUUCUAUGUUCCAUUAACAUAAAAUAACUAAAAGAAGACAUUUUCACUGAUGCAUUCACUAUUCUCAUAUUAAAUUUCCGAAAUAAGAGAACUUGAGAGACAAAGUAUUAUUUACUGGCAAGUACAGACAAUUAGAGAGAACACAUACCCAGCAGAUUCUAAGAAGUGGUCACUUCCUUGGUCCCUCCUUGUGCAAGUUUAUAGAACCAAACAAUGAAAUAAAUCAUCUGCUGUCAUCCUUGCCCUAUUUUCUAGAUCACAAACAGUUGAAAGAAAGGAUUUCAUAAGAUGGCAGAGAUUGGGAUUCUCUACACAGCGUGGCUGAGUUCUUCAAUUUGUUUACUUUUGCUGCUUUGUUAAGAGAUGGGGCUUUUUAAGAAAAGAAAGACAUAUCUAAAGUGCUAUUUUUUUCCCAACAUCUUAGUAUGAAAAUUUUCAGCAAACAGAAAAAAGUAUACACAGACACAUAUCCCACAUAUAUUUUAAAAUUAUAAAUUGCCAAUUUUUUUUAUGUGUAUGAGUGUAUUGCCUGCCUGUAAGUAAGUGCACCUGUGUUGUGCA
Messenger RNA from Nannospalax galili (Upper Galilee mountains blind mole rat), 3801 nucleotides. RefSeq names its product transmembrane p24 trafficking protein family member 8 (gene Tmed8). The transcript has 6 exons. The record is from RefSeq and is a predicted model, not a curated record. Lineage: Eukaryota; Metazoa; Chordata; Mammalia; Rodentia; Spalacidae. The coding region runs from base 124 to 897 and encodes 257 amino acids.